This is a messenger RNA of Triticum dicoccoides, 1836 nucleotides long. Its product is annotated as ankyrin repeat domain-containing protein 65-like. NCBI's taxonomy places the organism in Eukaryota, Viridiplantae, Streptophyta, Magnoliopsida, Poales, Poaceae. The record is from RefSeq and is a predicted model, not a curated record. The transcript is spliced from 8 exons. Bases 314 to 958 code for a protein of 214 amino acids. Gene Ontology annotation, molecular function: protein binding.
CCUCCCAUCCCCCUCCCAAAUCAGCGCAUCUCCCUCUCACCCCUCGUCCAAACCCUAGCCACGCCCUCCUCCAUGUGCCGCCGCCCCCAUCGAUUUCGCCCAACACCAUCGUCGCUCUCCUCCAUGAGCCGGAUCCCCACCUCCUUUGGCUCCCCUUCCACUCACUCUCCCGUGAAGGCCGAGAUGGACGUUUGACGGCCUCGGCUCCCGGAUUCCGCACACCCACUCCACUCCAUCUGCUCUGAUCUGAUUCGAUCUCGGCUUCCUCCCCAAGCCAUGCGACGCAAGACCAGUUCCGGCUCCCGCUCCGGCCAUGACGACGACCAUCCAGUCCGUGAAGGCCCACCAGAUCUUCGACAGCCGCGACAACCCCACCGUCGAGAGUUCGGGUCUGCGCUCGACGAUGAGGGGAAGGGCGCGGCCGCGGUGGCCACCGGCGUGCGGGACGCCAACAAGCGCACCGCGCUGCACUUCGCCGCCCGGGAGGGCCAGACAGAGGUCUGUAAAUUCCUUAUCGAGCAGCUCCGCCUCCCCGUUGACCCCAAGGACGACGAUGGGCCGCCAGGAGACGGUGGAGUACUUGCUCGGCCGCGGGGCCGAUCCUUCGGUCGCGUCCAACAUGGGAGCCACGGCACUGCAUCAUGCUGCUGGCAUAGGCAAUGAUGAUGCUGCGCCUAAUGGACACAUUGAUAUUAUGAAGCUUUUGCUUGGUAAGGGAGUCGAUGUCGAAUCCGAAAGCGAGUCAGGUACUCCCCUUGUUUGGGCCGCUGGUCAUGGACAGCAAGACGCGGUCAAGCUUCUGAUUGAACACAAUGCUAAGUCGAACACUGAAACUGCUGAUGGUAUCACUUCACUCUUGUCUGCUGUUGCUGCUGGUUCCCAAAGUAGCCAUAUGGAUUCUGUUGGUUCCCAAACAUGUACAGGCUGGAAUUAUCUAGACAAGUCCACGUGUCUAUGAAGCUUUGGAGCUGAGGGACGGUGGAUCUGACUACUUGCGCUAGGGUGUUUUGAAGGUUUACAUUCGUUUGACUGAAUUAUACACUACCGUAGAAUUCUACACCAUGUGGUGGACUUAAGUAUCUUAGUGACUUCAUUUGAUGUGUGUAUUUCUGUUAAUUUUAAGCUUCUGUUGCUCUGAAAAUGUACCUCACUGACCGUUUGUCUAUUUAUUGUGUACUUCUUGCAUGAGGAUGUGACUAGUGAUGCGGCGCGCCAAGAAGUAGUAGGGGAAGGGGGUCUCCUGCUCGAGGAGGUGGAGUAGGGGCGUGCCCAGCUGGCAGCCUUGUACUGCUCGUGGGGGAGGGGCAGGAGGGGUCUGCUCCCCUGCUUCCAUUGCGACCGCGGCAGGUUAUGGUUUAAGUGUUGCUGCUAUUUAGUACUACGUGCUUAAGAGCAACGUUGCUGAUGGCGAUGGGUACGUGAUGGUGGCUGGUAUGGUGGACGACCCAGAAUAUGUGGCCUCGCAAGUGCACAUGUCGUAGCUUUCCUCCUCAAAUGCUUCUGUUUCUGCCUCAGCUACUAAGCCAAUAAACACCAAAUCUGGAAUAAGAAAGAGGAUGAGGCCUACUUGAUUGGUGUUUUAACCAUUUUGUUUGUUCAUGUUGUGUGCAUUGAUUCCCAUGAACUAUAACCUGAUUUGAUGCCACCUUGUCUUUUUUCAACUUGCAAGGACUAAGGAUGUAAAGAAAACUAAUUUUGUCGCUCGUAGAGAAUUGUAUUUAUUGUUGACAAUGCUGUGUAAUUAGAAUACCUGAUUGUCUUUUGUAACUUAAUUUCCUUGCAUUUUCAACUCUGAUUUUGAACGAUUAAGGUUACUCUCAUGAACAAUUUUGCUAA